AUGGGGGAAUUUAAGGUCGGAUCAAAACUGAAGGAACAAAUAGUAUGUAACAUGCAACCCUUAAUUUUGUGCUUACAUAAAUAUGACGACGAUAUAAGAAAAUGUGUCCCAGAAGUCCACAUUUUCGAAAGAACCUGUAGCAAAAAUGUAAAUUAUGUACAUGACAGAAUUGGUUUAGAUGACACAAGGAACACAUUGUACACGGGAAAAAGGGCUAUCUAA
This is a messenger RNA of Plasmodium gonderi, 222 nucleotides long. RefSeq lists its product as hypothetical. The record is from RefSeq and is a predicted model, not a curated record. The coding region runs from base 1 to 222 and encodes 73 amino acids. Lineage: Eukaryota; Apicomplexa; Aconoidasida; Haemosporida; Plasmodiidae. The transcript has a single exon.